Molecule: messenger RNA, 1540 nt
Organism: Momordica charantia (bitter melon)
Lineage: Eukaryota; Viridiplantae; Streptophyta; Magnoliopsida; Cucurbitales; Cucurbitaceae
Product: hexose carrier protein HEX6-like
Biological process (GO): monosaccharide transmembrane transport
Cellular component (GO): membrane
Molecular function (GO): monosaccharide transmembrane transporter activity
Source: RefSeq, a predicted model, not a curated record
UCUAACAAUGGCAGCUGGUGGUUUUGUGAAAAGCACAGAAACUGGGGAACAUUAUAAGGGCAGGGUGACCUUAUUUGUGGUUCUCUCUUCUAUGGUCGCUGCCAUGGGGGGACUUAUUUUUUGCUACGACAUUGGAAUUUCAGGUGGAGUGACAUCAAUGGAGCCAUUUCUGAAGAAAUUCUUCCCAGGAGUUGACAGAAAGAUGAAUGAAGACAAAGAAAUAAGCAAUUACUGCAAAUUCGACAGCCAACUUCUGACCUCCUUCACUUCUUCCCUCUACAUUGCCGGCCUUCUCUUCACCUUCUUUGCUUCCUCCGUCACCAGAGCCUACGGAAGAAAGCCCUCCAUUAUCAUCGGCGGCGCGGCCUUUCUCGGCGGCGCCGCCUUGGGCGGGGCUGCCUCCAAUGUCUACAUGCUUCUUCUCGGCCGCAUAUUGCUCGGAAUCGGCGUCGGCUUUACUAAUCAGGCGAUUCCACUGUAUCUCUCGGAAAUGGCACCGCACAAAUACAGAGGAGCAAUCAACAAUGGCUUCCAACUCUGCGUUGGAAUCGGCGUUCUCUCGGCUAAUCUCAUCAAUUUCGGAACCGAAAAGCUAAAGAACAGCGCAGGCUGGCGAAUCUCCUUGGCUUUGGCUGGGGUUCCCGCGUCGCUCUUGACCGUUGGUUCGAUUUUCUUACCCGAGACGCCCAAUAGCCUGAUUCAACGCUGCGAUGAGCAUCAAAAGGCCAAGAAAAUGCUGCAGCGUAUCCGUGGCACGGAGGAUGUUGACGCGGAAUUUGAAGAUCUCGUGAAAGCAAAUGCAACGUCGAGGACGAUCAAGAAACCGUUCGUGAAAAUUACUCAACGGAAGUAUAGGCCCCAGCUUGUGAUGGCCAUAGCGAUUCAGUUUUUCCAACAAGUAACUGGGAUCAAUGUCAUUUCGUUCUACGCGCCGAUUCUUUUUCGAACUGUUGGUUUAGAUGAAAGUGCUUCACUGUUGUCGGCAGUCAUGACUGGGCUUGUGGGUACUGUUGCGACCUUCGUUUCGAUGCUUAUUGUGGAUAAGCUUGGCCGCAGAGUUCUGUUCACUAUUGGGGGAAUUCAAAUGUUUGUCUCGCAAAUUGUGAUUGGAAGUGUAAUGGCUGCUCAACUAGGCGAUCAUGGUGGGCUGAGUAAAGGGUAUGCGUAUUUGGUUCUUGUUUUAAUCUGUAUUUAUGUUGCUGGUUUUGCUUGGUCUUGGGGUCCUCUUGGUUGGUUGGUUCCGAGUGAGAUUUUUCAGUUGGAGAUUAGAUCUGCGGGGCAGAGUAUCACUGUGGCUGCAAAUUUUGCCAUAGCUCAGAGUUUUCUCUCUAUGCUUUGUCACUUGAAAAGUGGCACUUUCUUCUUCUUUGGUGGGUGGGUUUUGAUUAUGACUGCUUUUGUGUUGCUUUUCUUACCGGAGACUAAGAAUAUUCCCAUUGAGCAAAUGGAUAGAAUUUGGAUGGAGCAUCGGUUUUGGAAUAAAAUUGUAGUGGAACCAGGACAAGAGCUUCAGUAACAACGUCCCAAGUUAAAAUGAAAU